AUGAGUAGCCUGGAAUGUUUCCGAUGCCACAAGACCGGCCACUUCGCACGAGAAUGUCCCGAAGGUGAUCAACGAGGCGGCGGCGGUGGCUAUGGAGGCGGCCGGGACCGGGACCGUGACUCGUAUGGAGAUUCGUACCGUUCCGGUGGCGGAUUUGGCAGCCGUGGCCGUGGUGGAGCUGGUGGAGGCGGUGGAGGAGGAUACCGCGGUGCCAGGACCGGUGACAGCGGAGGAUCCUUUGGCGGCAGCCGCAUGUCGUGUUACAAGUGCGGCAAGGCCAUUGGCACUGGGGAACAUGGGAGGUCGAAUCUGGCCACGUGCAUUGACCUUUGUCAGAGCUACCCAGUGGCCCCGAUACGGAACUACAUCCGUCCUAAUCAUAUGGCCGAACCACUGUUGAAUAACACUGAUGGAAACUGCCUCGUGCUUUGCACUUUUGACGAAGAAGGGGAAGAAGAAGAAGACAUCCGAUCGCUGUCGCUUGAUGCCGCGUUCAACGAGCACCACAUUCCUUCCGUCGCAGCAGUCAAGCGCUCUGUCCCGAUUCUGCAAGCUCUGAAAGUUCGUUACCGGGACCACUGGCUCUGA
This is a messenger RNA of Ornithodoros turicata, 588 nucleotides long. RefSeq names its product heterogeneous nuclear ribonucleoproteins A2/B1-like. The coding region runs from base 1 to 588 and encodes 195 amino acids. Gene Ontology annotation, molecular function: zinc ion binding; nucleic acid binding. The transcript has 4 exons. Lineage: Eukaryota; Metazoa; Arthropoda; Arachnida; Ixodida; Argasidae. The record is from RefSeq and is a predicted model, not a curated record.